Molecule: messenger RNA, 1988 nt
Organism: Macrosteles quadrilineatus (aster leafhopper)
Lineage: Eukaryota; Metazoa; Arthropoda; Insecta; Hemiptera; Cicadellidae
Product: zinc finger protein SNAI2-like
Exons: 2
Coding region: 66-1397 (443 amino acids)
Biological process (GO): regulation of DNA-templated transcription
Molecular function (GO): RNA polymerase II cis-regulatory region sequence-specific DNA binding; DNA-binding transcription factor activity, RNA polymerase II-specific
Source: RefSeq, a predicted model, not a curated record
CGUGUGGAUAUGUGCUAGUGUAGUGCCGUCGAGUUCUGUUCAGUUCAGUGUUGUGAUAUUUCGUCAUGCGAGUGAGUGAGGAGACACCGACAAUGAGAGCUGUUAAGAAGUCCAACUACAGCAACUGCCCGCUGAAGAAGCGACCGGUGUACUUGUUCAAAGAUGAUAUUAAAGAUACCGCAGACGACGACAACUCGGAGCCUGAGAACCUGAGUACCAAGCCCGAGGACCUCCGUCUGACGUGCAAGACGCUGACACCGCCCCCAGGUGUCGCUCUCAUCUCCGCCAAGAAGCCCUCAGUGGAAUCCAGCCCUCCCUCGCCAGCCACCUCAGCCCUGCUGCAGCAACAUCUGCAGUCGUCUCUGAGUCAGCAUGGACACCACUUCCUCAGCAAGACCUCCGGAGGACCUCUGGAGCCUUUGAAUCUCAAUACCCCUGUAGACCCUUACAGAGCGACCUCCCCUACAGCGUGGCACCGUAUUGCACCACAUUACCCUCCGUAUCUCUACCCUUACCCACCCCCUGCUGACGUGUACAGCCAUUACUACCCCUCAAGAGUCACUUCGGAGCAGCCCCUAUCACCGUACGCUCCCAGAGAUAUUUCCCCCCACGCGUUCCGCCCCACCGCAGCAGCUUUACCCAAGUUGUACAUGCCUUACCAACCCACCGACCCCGUCAGUCUAUCCCCGACUUCCUCGACGUCUUCUACGUCCAACAGUUUAUUCCUGGGAACUUCCCCUCCUCCGUUGACACCCGAGGACCUCUCCUCCCCCGGAAGUGUCGCAAGUUCCGGAGGUUCCAGCACAGGAAGCACCGGAUACGGCAAGAGAGUGAAGGAAAGUUCAGGAGCUCCUAGAUACCAAUGCCCCUUCUGCUCCAAGUCCUACUCCACCUACUCCGGACUCUCCAAACACCAGCAGUUCCACUGCGCCGCCAACGAAGACUCCACCGCCAAGAAGACGUUCAGCUGCAAGUACUGUGAGAAGGUGUACGUCUCUCUAGGCGCACUCAAGAUGCACAUCAGGACGCACACACUGCCCUGCAAGUGUGUUCUGUGUGGAAAGGCGUUCUCCAGACCCUGGCUGCUGCAAGGACACAUCAGAACACACACAGGAGAGAAACCUUUCUCGUGCCCGCUGUGCAACCGAGCCUUCGCUGACCGCUCCAACCUGAGAGCCCAUCUGCAGACACAUUCCGACGUGAAGAAGUACUCCUGCACCAACUGCAGCAAGACCUUCUCCAGGAUGUCCCUGCUGUCCAAGCACCUGGACGGAGGGUGCCCGGGGGUCGGAGGGCAGAGCCCUGACGAGCUGUACCAGUGGGCGCCCCAGCAAGGCCUCAAACACAGAGAGGGGUCGUCCGAGGAUCUCUACCACAUGUCCCAACAACCCACCUAGUUGCGUUCUGCUCCCUCUUGAACAACUAUUUUCUUUUGUUUAUAUCUUCUGAUCUUCUCUAUUACCAUUUCCAGUGAUUUUGAGACUGUAAAAUACUUAAUAUAUUCUCCAAGAGUCAUAAUAUGUUUAUUCUUUUUAUGUAUAUUUUCGUCGGUUCGACAUUAAUUCUUGAGUCAUUUUAGUUUUAAGCGGAGUGGCUAAUUUUCCCUUAAUUGUAGUGCCUUUGAGAAGACUGAUUUUUGUAAUUCCGUGUCGUAUACUCGCCUUAGAUUUAGUUUUUAGUUUUAUCACAAUAAAUAUGUACGAACAAAAGUGCCCUUUGUAUUGAAAGUAGAGUUUUUAGUGCCAUACUGCCAUAUUUUUAGAUAUUUAUUUAAAUUGCAUAUCCAAUAACACAAAACGACAAUCUUUGAAUCUCAUAUUUUUAUAGCCAUUCUGGAUGCUAGUCAAUCUAAUGUAACGUUAGCAUUUAUUGUAUAUAAGUAGUUAUUGUAUAGAUAGAUUUGUAUUGUAUAUAGUGCAUUAAGUGCCUUAGGUUUGUAUUUACUGCUGUUCCUUGAGAAAUAUAUUUUACAUUUUUUAAAUUUUAUA